Gossypium raimondii (Peruvian cotton) is the source of this 1890-nucleotide messenger RNA. RefSeq names its product dihydrolipoyllysine-residue succinyltransferase component of 2-oxoglutarate dehydrogenase complex 2, mitochondrial. Bases 113 to 1528 code for a protein of 471 amino acids. Gene Ontology annotation, cellular component: oxoglutarate dehydrogenase complex. Lineage: Eukaryota; Viridiplantae; Streptophyta; Magnoliopsida; Malvales; Malvaceae. Gene Ontology annotation, biological process: tricarboxylic acid cycle. The transcript has 15 exons. The record is from RefSeq and is a predicted model, not a curated record. Gene Ontology annotation, molecular function: dihydrolipoyllysine-residue succinyltransferase activity.
AACAUUAAAAGUCAAAACCCUACUUAUUAUUAUUAUUCUUAUUAUACUGUAUUCGACGAUUCAAAAAUUUGUCUAUUAAGCUUAAAAUAUCAGAAGGGAUUGAAUAUCGGUGAUGUUGGGCGCUUUAAGGAGAAAAGUUGCGAUUGGAGGCUCGUCAGCCUCGGUAUUAGGGAAAGCGAUUCGGCCAGGUAUUUCAGCAUCUAGAGUUUCUGUCAAUGUUGGAGAAGAGAUUCUAUUACUUCAGCCUAGAGGAAUUGCCCAUGUCCGUAACUUUUCUCAUCUCAUUCUCCCAGGUUGUUCUGUUGGUUUAGCAAAGACAAGGGAUGUCUUUUCUAGCAUUCAGUCAGAGACUAUCAUGCAAAAGUCAUGCAGGGCUUUCUCUUCUGGAGGGGGGGAUCUGGUCGAUGUUGUUGUCCCUUUUAUGGGAGAAUCAAUUAGUGAUGGCACUUUAGCAACAUUCUUGAAAAAACCUGGUGAUUCAGUAGCAGCUGAUGAACCAAUUGCUCAAAUAGAAACAGAUAAGGUAACAAUUGAUGUUGUCAGUCCCCAAGCUGGUGUGAUACAAGAGUAUGUAGCAAAGGAAGGAGAUACUGUGGAAGCAGGUGCCAAGAUUGCUGUCAUUUCUAAGUCUGGCGAAGGAGUAGCACCUGCUGCUCCUGCUGAAAAGAAAUCAGAAAAAGCUGCUUCCAAGCCAUCUCCUCCAGCUGAAUCUGUGAAGGAAGAUAAGCCAAAAGCUAAAGUUGAAGCUUCUCCUGCUGCUGAGAAGCCUAAACCCCGUUCUUCUCCACCUCCCAAGCAAACUGCUACUGAACCUGUACUUCCACCGAAGGAAAGGGAAAGAAGAGUUCCAAUGACAAGGCUUAGGAAACGGGUUGCUACACGAUUGAAAGAUUCCCAGAAUACUUUUGCAAUGUUAACAACGUUCAAUGAAGUUGACAUGACUAACUUGAUGAAGCUCCGAUCUGAUUACAAGGAUGCUUUUGUUGAGAAACAUGGUGUCAAGUUGGGAUUUAUGUCGGGAUUUGUUAAAGCUGCUGUUAGUGCACUUCAACAUCAGCCUAUUGUAAAUGCUGUAAUCGAUGGGGAUGAUAUUAUUUAUAGAGAUUAUGUAGAUAUCAGCAUUGCUGUUGGUACUCCAAAGGGGCUUGUCGUUCCGGUAGUCCGUGAUGCUGACAAGAUGAAUUUUGCUGAGAUAGAGAAAACAAUCAACAACCUUGCUAAGAAAGCAAAUGAUGGGACCAUUUCAAUUGAUGAAAUGGCUGGAGGCUCAUUUACGAUAUCCAAUGGUGGUGUCUAUGGCAGUCUUUUGAGUACCCCCAUCAUCAACCCUCCUCAGUCGGCGAUCUUGGGCAUGCACUCAAUCGUGUCCCGACCAAUGGUUGUUGGAGGUAAUGUAUUGCCGAGACCAAUGAUGUACAUUGCACUCACUUAUGACCAUAGGCUGAUUGAUGGAAGAGAAGCAGUCUUCUUUUUACGACGUAUCAAGGAUGUUGUCGAAGACCCUCGGAGGCUGCUACUCGAUGUCUAAAAGGCCUAAAUAGCAACUGCCGUGAUAAUUUUCAUGCUUUUUUUUCCGGCACACUUAGCAUUGGAUGUAUAUCUCCUAUCUAAAUGAACACGAAUAAAUGCCUGAAGUUUUGCAGGGUUUCAUUUGUUGAUUCACCCGUAAACGAGUUCCAAAAUCGCGGCUGGCCAUCGUUGAACUGUUCUCGAGUUUGCUGAUGUGGCAACUAUGGUGUUCUUUCUAUUUUGCACUAAGUUGUUUGAAGUUCCGGUAUAGAAAGGGUGGGCAUAGUACCACUGCUAGCUUAAUGUAUUACCCAUAAAUCAAACAUUUGUGACACUUUUAAAUGUGAAAAAAAAAAAUCAGACAUGGACAGUUUGAAAUUA